GGCUUAGAAAAGAAGCGAGCUUGGGCGGGCAGGGUGAGUGAGUGGAGUGGAGUGGAGUGGAGAGUCCAAAGCAAGAACACAGGAGGCGCAUGUGCGUGCGUGCGUGGGUGCGUGGGUGGUGAUGAUGACGGCGACUGACUAGGCAGGCCACCGCCGCCGCCGCAGCACCGCCGGGGGAUCCGGAGCGGGGGCGCCCGCCCACCCCAAAGGAGAAAGAAAGCAUCAAAGGGAGGAGUGUGAGAGCGGUCACCCGUGUGUUUCAGUACUACCACUUCUUCUUGUGCUGGUCAGACAGAGGGAGAGAGAGAGGGAGGGAGGAGAGAGAGAGAGAAAAGAGGGAGGAGUGUGGUGGUAGCCGCAUCCACUCCGUGCGUCUCCAGCCGCCGCCGGCGGCGUCUCCAGCCGGCGAAUCUGUUCCCCGUCCGGCGGAGCUCCGGCUGGGCGGAUCUAGGAGGAGGGCGGCGGUUUCUUUCUUCUGCGGCGCGCAGGGAGCGUAUGCUCCGUCUUCCCCGCGGGGCUCCGGUGUUUAAGAUAUCCACCUUAUUCUAUCUUAUAACUCCAGCAGCCUUGUAAUUCUACACAAUACUAUCAUGGCAGUCGUGAGCUUAUGUGCAUAUUGGUAGUAUCCUCGUCGCUUUGUAGUUACUUGGACAUCAGAUGUGACAAAUAUGUACGCAAAGGGGCCACCAUUAGAUGUUCUUAGAGCAAGCAUUUCUAGUGCCCCUAGCACAUCCAGCCAUGGCUCUGCGCAAGAUGACUGUGACUCUUUAGGUGAUGUCUAUGUGUGGGGUGAGGUUGUUUGUGACAACUCUGCACGGACCAGCUCCGACACUGUAAUCAGAUCAACUGGGAAGACUGAUUUCCUCCUCCCGAAGCCGUUGGAGUCCAAUUUAGUCCUUGAUGUGUACCAUGUGGAUUGUGGGGUCAGGCAUGCCUCGUUGGUCACAAGAAAUGGGGAAGUUUUCACAUGGGGUGAAGAUUCCGGAGGCCGCCUUGGCCAUGGAACACGGGAGGAUUCUGUCCACCCCCGCCUCGUCGAGUCUUUAGCAGCUUCCAACAUAGAUUUUGUUGCCUGUGGGGAGUUUCACACCUGUGCUGUGACGACGACGGGCGAGCUUUAUACCUGGGGUGAUGGAACUCACAAUGUUGGACUUCUAGGACAUGGUACUGAUGUAGGACACUGGAUACCCAGGAGGAUUUCUGGACCACUGGAAGGCCUCCAAAUUGCCUAUGUUUCCUGCGGGACCUGGCAUACAGCCUUGAUUACAUCGAUGGGCCAGUUGUUCACCUUUGGAGAUGGUUCAUUUGGGGUGUUAGGCCAUGGAAAUGUGAAGAGCAUUUCGUGUCCAAGGGAGGUAGAGUCACUGUCAGGGCUGAAAACAAUUGCAGUUGCAUGUGGUGUAUGGCACACUGCAGCCAUUGUAGAGGUUAUCGUCACUCAGUCCAGCGCAACGGUGUCUGCUGGGAAGCUAUUCACAUGGGGAGAUGGCGACAAGCAUCGGCUUGGUCACGGUGAUAAGGAAGCACGACUCAAGCCUACCUGUGUGGCUUCACUUAUUGAUUAUGAUUUUUACAGGGUGGCAUGUGGUCACAGUCUUACUGUAGGCUUGACAACUUCUGGCAAAGUGUGGACCAUGGGUAAUUCUGUUUAUGGCCAGCUGGGGAACCCGAAUUCAGAUGGAAGGCCAUGUUUAGUUGAAGAUAAGAUUGCAAGUGAACACGUUCUCCAAAUCGCUUGUGGUUCCUACCAUGUUGCGGUUUUGACAAGUAGAAGUGAAGUUUUUACAUGGGGCAAAGGAGCUAAUGGGAGAUUGGGCCAUGGAGAUGUAGAGGACCGCAAAGUACCUACAACGGUCGAGGCGUUGAGAGACAGAGCUGUUAGGCACAUAGCCUGUGGUGCAAACUUCACUGCUGCUAUAUGCCUGCACAAAUGGGUUUCUGGAGCUGAUCAAUCCCAAUGCUCCUCUUGUCGGCAGCCAUUCGGGUUUACUCGAAAGAGGCAUAACUGCUAUAACUGUGGACUUGUCCACUGUAAUGCAUGCACCUCACGGAAGGCGUUGAGAGCGGCAUUGGCUCCUAAUCCCGGGAAACUUCACCGUGUUUGUGAUUCCUGCUACUCGAAGUUAAAGAAUGCCUCUAGUUCAGCUAGCAAGAAAGACCUUGCAUCAGGUGAAAGCAAUGGAGAAGCUAGAGUAGGAAAAUCCAACCUUUCUAGUAAUAUGGAUAUGAUUAGAAGUUUGGACAGUAAGGCAGCAAAACAGGGGAAGAAGACUGAUGCACUGUCAUUUCUCCGGAAUCCUCAAGUUAGUUCGCUGCUGCAGCUGAGAGAUAUCGCUUUCUCUGGUGGCGCGGAUCUCAACAGAUCAGCAGCUCCGAGAGCAGUGCGAACACCAGCAGUCCGGUCCGUAGCCACUUCAAGAGCCGUUUCCCCUUUCUCUCGCAAGUCUAGCCCACCACGUUCUACCACACCAGUUCCAACAACUCAUGGUCUUUCUUUCUCAAAAAGCGCCACUGAUAAUCUGGUGAAAGCAAAUGAGCUCUUAAGUCAGGAAGUUGAGAGGCUGCGUGCACAGGUUGAUAGCCUGAGAAAUCGUUGUGACCAUCAUGAACUUGAACUCCAUAAGUCAGCCAAGAAAGUACAAGAGGCCAUGACAUUGGUUGCAGAGGAAUCUGCAAAAUCCAAAGCGGCAAAGGAAGUUAUAAAAUCUCUAACAGCACAGCUGAAAGACAUGGCUGAGAGAUUACCACCAGAACAUGGAGCUUAUGAUUUCAAUGAAGCAAAGCAAGUACAUGCUCCAAACGGUGUUGAGCAACAUGUUGCUACCUACUCUAGCAUGAAUGGAAAAAUUCACCAAGCAAGGAAUGAGUUGCUCAAUGCACCUAGUCCAAACUCUGGACGGUCGCCACAUUCAAAUGGAGGAAUCUCAAAUCAACACAAAUUACUAGGCAAUAUUAGUGAAAAUAGUGAAGGCAGCACUCACAGCCUUAGAAUUACCAGUCCUCACGGAUCUGAUCGCCCUCAUCGAAGAGCACACAGCAAUAGUGAUGAGAUGCUGUCUGCAAGUAGCAGAGCUGAUGAUAAUGUCAGCAUAGAUGCUAGAUCCCUUCAAAGUAGUGAGGACGGCUACAAACCUCGAGGAACAAUUUCUAUAUCCAGCAACCAAGUACAGGCUGAGUGGAUCGAGCAGUACGAACCAGGUGUUUACAUAACGCUCACGACCCUUCGUGAUGGGACUCGGGAUUUGAAGAGGGUUCGCUUCAGCCGAAGGCGCUUUGGGGAGCAUCAGGCCGAAAAUUGGUGGAACGAGAACCGCGAGAAAGUGUAUGAGAAGUACAACGUGAGGAGCUCCGAACGGGUCUCGUCAGCAGCCUCGACCCGGUCGGCCUAUUAGCUUACCUGUGGAUGACCUGUUGCACGCCGGCACCUGUUUCUUCACACACAAACGGCAAGAUCGACCAACAACAGCAAAUUAUCAACAAAACUGUGGUCAUACAUACCGGGCUGGAGACCGCCAUAUGCGACCGCCACUGCAAUUUUUAUCGGUUUUUCAUACUGUAAUAUGGAUAGGAUGAUAGUUCAAGUUUUUGGUUGGUGUUGAAUCCGCCUGAGGCUGUAGCAUGGGCCCUGUCCCAGUGUAAUGUACAUACAUGGACAUGAUGAAACAAACAGGGCAUGGUACCUUUACCAUGUUAUAGAUCACACUAGCCAUUGUAGCUAGGUGAAUUUUUUCCCCCUCUUCUUCCAGUUAUUAUUUAUUCUCUUUUCCCUCAGUGUGAUUAAUUUGCAAAAGAACUCGUGUCCUGCAAUUGUACUUGGAUGAUAUAUAUCUUCCACAAAUUAGGCCCUA
Hordeum vulgare subsp. vulgare (domesticated barley) is the source of this 3848-nucleotide messenger RNA. Its product is annotated as PH, RCC1 and FYVE domains-containing protein 1-like. The transcript has 5 exons. The record is from RefSeq and is a predicted model, not a curated record. Gene Ontology annotation, molecular function: metal ion binding. NCBI's taxonomy places the organism in Eukaryota, Viridiplantae, Streptophyta, Magnoliopsida, Poales, Poaceae. The coding region runs from base 669 to 3392 and encodes 907 amino acids.